Messenger RNA from Anopheles aquasalis, 1929 nucleotides. RefSeq lists its product as uncharacterized. Lineage: Eukaryota; Metazoa; Arthropoda; Insecta; Diptera; Culicidae. The record is from RefSeq and is a predicted model, not a curated record.
UUAACCGGAUCUAAAGUAAGUAUUGAGACUUAUUUAUUUUAGCAACCUUGAUACCAUCCAACAAAGCCAUAAUGUGCAGAUUGAAUUACAUCAAUGGUGCUGAUUGGCUUAUCACACCGUUCCCGUUCCAUCAAUUCUCCCUUAAUUCAAUCGUAAAAAGGGAAAACUAUUUCCCUGUCUGAAGCGCCGCUAUCUCAUGUUUGCACAUAGAUAAGAGAUACCCAAAAACCACAAAGCUGUCCCACUUAUGAGUGAGAAUCAUUCACGUUUCGAAUACGUAAAAAACUGGUAGCAAAAUGCUGUCGCUGUAUCUUUUGCUUUUAGUCACUACCGCCAUCGUGGCAGACGAUAGAUUCUACUGCCACAGCUGUGUAUCAUCCAGCUACCCAAACUGCGCCUGGAGUCCCCAUACGUCCACCACGAAAGAUUGUGGCGCCGGGGACCGUGCCUGUGCCACCGUAAUCCUUCCCGAUGGGCACACGUACCGUGGCUGUUCGCAGGAUCCUGAGUGUGUAGAGGCCGGUCCAGCCGGUUGCCUGCGGUGUGAUCUCUUUUCCGGAUGCAAUAUUGACCGUAUUCCAACCGAUCGGUUACGGUGUAACAUCUGCCAGACCGCAGCGUCCGCAUCCUGUGCCACGCUGCCUUACGCGAGACAAUUUGAGAAAGCUUGCGUACGGUUCCUAGCCGAUGAUCGGUGUGUUACGGUGUAUGACGGGUAUAACGUGUCCUCCCGGGAUUGUCUUUCGGCUCUUGGUGACCAGGAACGAGCAAAAUGUAAUGGUACGGUCGAGUGUGCGCAGUGUUCUUCGUGGAACUGCAACACCGAUCGAGUGCGGAGCGACGAUCGAUGCGUUCAGUGUAGAUCGAAUACGACAGACUGCUCAACUGGAACGAUACCAGCGACGAUCUGUGCAAAGCCAUCGGCUGGGAAGUGCUUUUCGCGUGUUGAUCCCGAUGAUGGAUUGUUGGUGCGCGGUUGUUGGAUAAAUUUAUCCACCGUGCAGCAAGCGGAAUGUACAAUGGAUCGAAAAAACUGUAGCAUGUGUCUGGGCGAUGGUUGCAACAAGGAAUGGCUUCCACAGAACACACUUAGCUGUGUGCAGUGCGAAUCGAGCGAUUCCCUUCUCUGCGCCCAGCUGCAGCGUAAUGAUAGUGAAGUGAGGCUAUGUAGACGCCACUUGGCAGGAGAUCGAUGCUAUAUGCAAAGCGGUAACGAUGGAAUCCUCCAGCGUGGCUGUGUGUCCGAUCUACCGGAAGGGCGGUGUGCACCGGCGGAUGCGUGUGUGCUUUGUACGGGCAAUAACUGCAACAGGGACGUUUUCCCAGUGAAUCGACAUUCCUGCUAUCAGUGCGAUGGAAUGCGGGAGAGAAGAUGUGAAACUUACCAGGAGGUGUUCAAUCGGGAGCGAGCCUUGCUCUGUAGAUUGCAUCAGGAGAACGAUGGGUGCUACACUCGUGUGUUCCGCGGCGCAGUUGUUCGUGGUUGUCUGUCCGAUUUAAAACCGGACACAAUGUGUCACGAGUCGAAGGAUUGUUGGAUGUGUUACGGAAGAAACUGCAACUAUCUCUCUGAGACGGAGCUGCGCAGUUCAGGGUCGCCUCAUCCCCUGGUGUUACGGCUCGCUGUUGUGUCGAUGAUGAUUAUUUGUUCUUUUCUGUUUGCUUGAAAACAUGAAGUUCGAUGGCUUACCCUCAUGCUCCUUCAGACUCCAUAAAGGGAUAUCAAUUUAAUCCAACAGUAAAUUUUUUGUGUACAGAUUUUUUUUUUUAAAUACGAGCACAUUUCUUGAAUUACAGAUCUUUCAAAUUAGUGUUCAGAUGUUCAGAAGAUGAAUUUCGGUUCAAAGUCGGAGUCCAACUUUGGAAACAUACAUUUAUGGAAAAGAGCAUGUUAUCUUAAUUUUGCUCGCAUUUUCAUAAUUUUUUCAC